Molecule: messenger RNA, 2693 nt
Organism: Xenopus tropicalis (tropical clawed frog)
Lineage: Eukaryota; Metazoa; Chordata; Amphibia; Anura; Pipidae
Product: vomeronasal type-2 receptor 26
Exons: 4
Coding region: 182-2188 (668 amino acids)
Biological process (GO): G protein-coupled receptor signaling pathway
Cellular component (GO): plasma membrane; membrane
Molecular function (GO): G protein-coupled receptor activity
Source: RefSeq, a predicted model, not a curated record
UUGGGUUUAAUUACAGCUUAAAUAAUUUUUUUUAGAAGACUUAGGGUAAGAGAUCAAUCUAAGCUACUGUAUUACUUAUUUGUGGUAUAGGGAAACCUGCUGUAAUUUAAUAUUUCAGAUCAGCUACGGAGCCACGGAUGCCAUUUUCACUGACAGAUGGAGGUUCCCAUACGUCUACCGAAUGGUCCCUAAUGACGGAUAUUUGUAUAAAGCUCUCAUUCAGCUGCUGAAGCACUUUGGUUGGACCUGGGUGGGAAUCUUUUUUACAGAUAUUAAGAGUGAUUAUAAAAAGAGAGAACUAACGGAGUUGAUUACAAGCAAUGGGAUAUGUGUGGAAUUUGCUUAUGAAUUAGACUGGAAGGAAUUGAAACGGGAAUCCUGCUGGGCAUGUGUGAUCCAAAGAACAACUGCCAGAGUUAUCAUAGUGAGUGUUCCCCGCGAGCAGAUAACAUUAGAUCUGGCCUCUAUACAUGGACAUUCUAGAUUCAGGAGAAUAUGGAUUUUGAUAGUCACAUCGUAUAAAGAUCCCGUUUUUCAUUACGGUUUUUCAGAAAUCUUCAAUGGAAGUUUGGCUUUUCUAAUAUCUGGUGAUGAAAUUCCCGGAUUUGAGGAUUACUUCCUCAGUGCAAAUCCUGCUCGGUACCCAGAAGAUCCCUACAUUAACUCGAUGUGGUUGGGUUGGUUUAGAUGUAGUACUCCUCAAAUGAGUGAUGCACCCGGUAUUAAGGACUCUAUGCUCGGUGACUGUCUCGGAAAUGAGACCCUUGCAUCAGUUUCUGAACUUAGACCGCUGGAUCUCAGAGUACCAUCCAGUGUGUACAAGGCUGUGUAUUUGUUGGCCCAGGCUCUACAUGUAUUGCUCUCAGAGAAGACUUCUCAUGGGGCUCCUACAGAGAAAGCCCGACUGGAGAGGGAACUGAACCCAUGGAAGCUAAAUCACUUGCUAAGAAAUAUUCAUUUUACAUCUUCAUCAUCCCAAGAAGAGAUUUACAUCAAUAAGGAUGGAGAAGCUCCAGGACAAUAUGACCUGACAAACUGGGUUGUACCCCCUGGUGAGAGAGAAGGUCAAGUGAAUGUGAUUAAAGUGGGAAGCUUCAGCACUUUGACCCCAGACCAGCUGAUUGUCAAUGACAGCGCCAUCUUGUGGCACCCAACUUUUACAGAGAUCCCAAUCUCCGUGUGCAGUGACAGCUGUAUCCCAGGGUACCGGAAAAAUUCCCGGGAAGUAGAGUUUUCCUGCUGUUAUGACUGUGUGCCCUGCGCAGAGGGACACAUCUCCAACACAACAGAUAUGGAAACGUGUAUCCAAUGCCCAGAAGAUCAGUGGCCCAAUGACAAUAGAACUAUUUGCAUCCAGAAAAUAACAGAAUUCCUUUCAUAUGAGGAUCCCUUGGGACAGUCUCUGGCUGCAGUCUCGGUUCUCUCCUCUCUUACUGUCAUUUCAGUUUUUAUGAUUUUCAUCAAAUAUCACAAAACUCCUGUGGUCAAGGCCAAUAACCAAACCCUGAGCUACUCCCUCCUCCUCUCCCUCACACUGUCCUUCCUCUGCUGCUUCUUGUUCAUUGGGCGCCCUCAGAAAGUGACCUGCCUGCUCAGACAAGUUACAUUUGGGAUCAACUUUACAGUUUCUGUCUCUUGUGUCCUGGCUAAAACUGUCACAGUUGUCAUUGCCUUUAAUGCCACAAAGCCGGGAAGCAAGAUAAAGAAAUGGGUGGGAACAAGAGUGUCCCUCUGCCUGGUCCUUCUCUGCUCUCUGCUCCAGGUUGGGAUAUGCCUGGUCUGGCUGAUCUCCUCCCCACCAUUCCCAGACUAUGACACUCACACUUACACUGGGAAGAUGAUAUUACAAUGUAAUGAAGGCUCUGUCUCUGCAUUCUACACUGUGAUUGGUUACAUGGGGUUCCUGUCGGGAUUAAGUUUCAUUGUUGCUUUCCUGGUUAGGAAGUUACCAGCCAGUUUCAAUGAGGCCCAGCUGAUCACUUUCAGCAUGCUGGUGUUCUGCAGUGUUUGGGUGUCCUUCAUCCCAGCGUACCUGAGCACCAAGGGCAAAUACAUGGUGGCUGUGGAGAUCUUCGCUAUCCUGGCUUCCAGUGCAGGGCUGCUGGGCUGUAUCUUCAUUCCCAAGUGCUACAUUAUCCUCUUCCACCCUGAGCAGAACACCCGCCGGUGCCUUACUGGGAAACACUGAAUUAUUGCUAACCUUCCUGUAAUUGUCGCUAUUCUUGUUAUUAUGACGAGUUUUCAGUUUGGACACCUGUAAUUCUUCUCCAGAAUGUUCCUUGGUAAAGUCAAUCUCAAUAGAAUUCUCCUGAUUGUUUCGAUGCAUUCCAUCUCCAUGUCCCCUUCAUCCUUUCCCUUCAAUCCCUCUGUAUUCUGUAUUUUCAAUUCCAAGUGCUACGUUAUCCUGUUCCACCCUGAGCAGAACCCCAAGAGACUCCUCACUGGGAAACAAAAUCAUUUAUUGCUAACCUUGCCCGUGUCAUUGUAAUUAUUAUAAUUCCUUCAAGUCAGUUUGCUCCAGAAUUAUUUUGCCCUCUGUUUGGGUAUUUAGGUUUGUCAGUGUCUGGUUACUGAAUACUGUGAAGUAAGACUAGAAAAAACACAUGAUCUUCCUACAUUAUGAGAUGGAGACCACGGAAAAACCUAUAUUGGAAAUGACUGUUACAGGAAUCACAAAUAAAAUGAUGGAAGUA